This is a messenger RNA of Paramecium pentaurelia, 3609 nucleotides long. The record is from the annotation of a GenBank genome assembly. NCBI's taxonomy places the organism in Eukaryota, Ciliophora, Oligohymenophorea, Peniculida, Parameciidae.
AUGCAAGAUCAAAAAGGAAAAGUGUACAAGAAAAAAAAGUGUUUCAAAUCUACUAAAAAAUUAUAAGAGAUUCCCCCCAUUUCUACUUAAAGAACACUCAAGACAACCGACUAAAUAUUAUCAUAGAGAAGUCCCAUAACUGGUACUACAAAAAAUACAAUUGAAACUAAACGAAGCAUGUCACCUGAAGAAUUAAAAUCUUUCAGAAAAAGUAAUAAGAUUUAAAAAUUAGAAAGUCACCAAUAAUCCAAUAUAAAGAUUCCUUUAUUCACUGAAAAAUUAUAAUAUAAUAAAAAAUUGUCAAUUCAAAAAUUUAUAAAGGAAAAAUAAUAAUCUAAUUUUAUAAAAGAGAAGCUUAUGUAAUAGAAAAUUGUGAAUGAAAAAUAAAAAAAGUAUUAUUCAGACUUAUAUAUGUUUUUAGAUUAUUCAAUCUAUAAAAAUUACAAAUAAAAACUAAUUAAAUAUUUGAAAAUGCUAUAAAAUUAAAGUAGAAAAUAUAGAUGAAAAAAAAGUUGAAAAGAUUCAAAUUAUAUGAAAUUAUCAAAAGGUUUUAAGAAAUUUCCAAAAGAUAUGAAAUAAUUUAACUUAAUUAAAUUGCUAAAUUCUAAUCCCAAAUAGUUAAGCAUUCAUAAUCUUAGAAACCUUAAACUAAAAAUGAAACCUAAAUCAAUAUUAAUGAAGAAGAAAAAAUUAAAGAAUUAAAUUUACAUCAAGCAGCCUUUUUAAUUUAAAACAAAUGGAAAGAAUUUAAAAAGAAAAAAUAUUCUUAAACUAAAUUAUAAUAAAUCAGUUUAUAUUGGGAACCUUAAUAAGUAUUAUCUAGUAAUUUUGAGGAUGACUUUCCUUUUUAUUAAGUAGGAGAAAAAUAAGUUCAUAUUUCAAAUAUUAGAAGUUCAAUCAUUUCUGAAGAAUCUUCAUCUAUUGUGAAUUAAUUAAAUUAAGAAUUUGAUAAUUAGAAUCUCUUUACUUAAAGAAUAGUUAAAGAUAAAGAUACUUCUAGCAUAAACAAAUAAAUGCAAUAAUAAAUUAUAUCUAUAGUCUAAAAUCAGUUAAAAUAGUAAGGAAAUAUUGCAGAUAGAAAAAGUGAAAAUGAAGUUUUGAAGGAGAGAAGUAUAANUACAAGAAAAAAAAGUGUUUCAAAUCUACUAAAAAAUUAUAAGAGAUUCCCCCCAUUUCUACUUAAAGAACACUCAAGACAACCGACUAAAUAUUAUCAUAGAGAAGUCCCAUAACUGGUACUACAAAAAAUACAAUUGAAACUAAACGAAGCAUGUCACCUGAAGAAUUAAAAUCUUUCAGAAAAAGUAAUAAGAUUUAAAAAUUAGAAAGUCACCAAUAAUCCAAUAUAAAGAUUCCUUUAUUCACUGAAAAAUUAUAAUAUAAUAAAAAAUUGUCAAUUCAAAAAUUUAUAAAGGAAAAAUAAUAAUCUAAUUUUAUAAAAGAGAAGCUUAUGUAAUAGAAAAUUGUGAAUGAAAAAUAAAAAAAGUAUUAUUCAGACUUAUAUAUGUUUUUAGAUUAUUCAAUCUAUAAAAAUUACAAAUAAAAACUAAUUAAAUAUUUGAAAAUGCUAUAAAAUUAAAGUAGAAAAUAUAGAUGAAAAAAAAGUUGAAAAGAUUCAAAUUAUAUGAAAUUAUCAAAAGGUUUUAAGAAAUUUCCAAAAGAUAUGAAAUAAUUUAACUUAAUUAAAUUGCUAAAUUCUAAUCCCAAAUAGUUAAGCAUUCAUAAUCUUAGAAACCUUAAACUAAAAAUGAAACCUAAAUCAAUAUUAAUGAAGAAGAAAAAAUUAAAGAAUUAAAUUUACAUCAAGCAGCCUUUUUAAUUUAAAACAAAUGGAAAGAAUUUAAAAAGAAAAAAUAUUCUUAAACUAAAUUAUAAUAAAUCAGUUUAUAUUGGGAACCUUAAUAAGUAUUAUCUAGUAAUUUUGAGGAUGACUUUCCUUUUUAUUAAGUAGGAGAAAAAUAAGUUCAUAUUUCAAAUAUUAGAAGUUCAAUCAUUUCUGAAGAAUCUUCAUCUAUUGUGAAUUAAUUAAAUUAAGAAUUUGAUAAUUAGAAUCUCUUUACUUAAAGAAUAGUUAAAGAUAAAGAUACUUCUAGCAUAAACAAAUAAAUGCAAUAAUAAAUUAUAUCUAUAGUCUAAAAUCAGUUAAAAUAGUAAGGAAAUAUUGCAGAUAGAAAAAGUGAAAAUGAAGUUUUGAAGGAGAGAAGUAUAAAUAAUCAUUAAAAAAUAUCAAAUGAGGAUCUUACUUAAACUAAUCUACUCUAAUUAUAAUGGCUAUUGUAAUAAGAAUAAAACUUAAUAUUAAAUUACAGAAAAGAAGCACUUUACCUCAGAUACAAUAUUGAAUAAAAGAAUACUACAGAAAAAGAUCAGUAAUUACUUGAUGAAUGGCUCAAUAGAGAAUUAGAAGAUUUAUAAAAUACAAGAAAGGCUUUUGAAAUUAGACAAAGGAGAGAAAUAUCAGCGUUAAAAAAAAUUCAAAGAGAUAUUCUGAUUGCAUCUGCAGAACCUUAGUUUGAUUUAUAAGAUAGCUUAUAGAUCUAAUAAAUAUAAUAAUACAUAGAUGAAUAAUUUAAUGGUCUUAAAGUUGCAAAAUAGAAUUAGAAAUCAUAAAAGAAUAUCUAAGAAACUGUAAAUUUUUUAACUAUAGAAAUCAUAAAUGAUAUGAUAACAGAUUUUUCUGAAGAAAUAUUAAAUAAAAAGGAUGAUCUUUAUCUAAUAAUUUCAUAACUUAUUGUGGAUUAAUAAUAACCUCCUUGUGUUCCUACUUCAAUGUCUGAUAUCGAAUAAUAUAUAGAUAACUUAUUCAAAUAUAUUUUGGAUCAUCAUAAAUAAUCCUUAAUCAAAAAUAUGAAUACUCCUUUUGGAUUUACACCUUUGGAAAGAUUGAGACUGAUACAUGGAAAUUAAGAAGAUGAAGUGAAUAAUGAUAAUUAAGAAUUCCAAAAAACAAUUGAUUAUCCAUUAGAUGAAACUAUAUAUAUUGAAUAUGAAAAUUAGAGAAAAUGCAUGACUGAAAAUGAUGAUGAAAUUGAAUGGGCUAUUUUAGAAUUAUAGCGUAUUCAUAAUAAAGCAAUAUUUGAUGCUUGUAAUGAAGUUUUAAAUCAUUAUAGACCAUAUUAUUACAGUAAUAAUUUAAAUUACAUUAUAAAGAUUCUGAUAUAAAAUAUCCAUGGGAAUAAAAUAGAAUAAAUUUAUAAUAAAUAUCUAAUGAAAAUCUAACUUAAAUAUUGGAAAAAGUUAAAUUAAUAGUAUCAAAAUAGAGUAAAGUUUUAUGUGGUUUUUAUACACCUGAAGAUUUCGAAACUGUUAAAUAAGAGAAAUAAGAUAUAAUUGAUGAGAAACAUAUAUUAAUGCUCAUGUAACAGUUAAGUUAAGUUGAGAAUCCUUUAUUAGUGGAUACAAAUGUCUAAUUUGAUAAUUUGGAUUUUAUUAGAGAUGAAUAAUUAUACAAAUUACUUAUAGAGGAUGUAAACUAUUUAUAAUAUAUAUUAGAUUAAAGAAUAGGAAUACAAGUGGGAUUUGAUUGAGAAUAAUAGAGUUGAAUACUUAAUGGAGUUGAGUGAUCAAAUUCUAGAGAUUCUUAUAGAUGAAUUCUCGAAAGAAAUAUGA